This is a messenger RNA of Molossus molossus (Pallas's mastiff bat), 2526 nucleotides long. RefSeq names its product carnosine dipeptidase 2 (gene CNDP2). The coding region runs from base 592 to 2019 and encodes 475 amino acids. Gene Ontology annotation, cellular component: cytosol. Gene Ontology annotation, biological process: proteolysis. Lineage: Eukaryota; Metazoa; Chordata; Mammalia; Chiroptera; Molossidae. The record is from RefSeq and is a predicted model, not a curated record. The transcript has 12 exons. Gene Ontology annotation, molecular function: metallodipeptidase activity.
CUGAACAAAAAAAUGGAAAAAUGUCUUCAGGUGAGGAUAAAAAAAAAGCCCAGCAUAGCAUACUGGCAUAGACAGCUUCCUGUUUACAUUCUUGGUGAUAGACGGAUGACAAUGAACACCCAUGAAGUUUCUCUGUAGCAUCCACGGGCUGUCUUGCUGGCUCUUUCGGAUAAGGGCUUCAGAAGCCAUCUGGGCGGGCUGGGAGGUUUGUGCUCUCUGCUCCGUGGCCGGUGUCUGAAGAGGAGGAAAGAGGCACCGAGAAUAAGCAGUCUGAUCCGCUCUCGCCGAGCAGCUGCCCUGCUUCAUGUCACAGUGGACACGGGCUCCCCUGUUCCGAAGUCACAUUGGAAUCUGAUACCAAACAAAAUACGCUCUUAAACUACAGUGUGUCGGUGCCCAGGCACCAGCAUUCUAGACGUGGCGGGAUCCUGUGAGUCUGCGUGGAGCCCUUUGCAACCACGCAUGGCAUCCGAAUCGUCAGUUGAAGGAAUGGGACAGCAGUUUUGAAAGUCCCAGUACACAGCAGAAUCGUGGUUUUCACAUGCAUUCCAGAUUGUAAAGAAUCUCCGAGGUCUGCCCUCUGGUUGGAAGAUGUCGGUGCUCACUGCCCUGUUUAAGUACGUGGAUGAAAAUCAGGAUCGCUACAUUAAGAAGCUUGCGGAAUGGGUGGCCAUCCAGAGCGUGUCCGCGUGGCCCGAGAAGAGAGGGGAAAUCCGAAGGAUGAUGGAAGUCGCCGCGGCGGACAUCAAGCAGCUGGGCGGCUCUGUGGAGCUGGUGGACAUUGGGAAACAGAAGCUCCCUGAUGGCUCAGAGAUACCACUUCCUCCCAUUCUGCUCGGCAAGCUGGGCUCCGACCCCCGCAAGAAAACCGUGUGCAUCUACGGCCAUCUGGACGUGCAGCCGGCAGCCCUGGAGGACGGCUGGGACAGCGAGCCCUUCACCCUGGUGGAGCGAGACGGCAAACUGUACGGGAGAGGUUCGACCGAUGACAAGGGACCCGUGGCCGGCUGGGUGAACGCCCUGGAAGCGUUUCAGAAAACGGGUCAUGAAAUCCCUGUCAACGUCCGCUUCUGUCUGGAGGGCAUGGAGGAGUCGGGCUCCGAGGGCCUGGACGAGCUCAUCUUUGCCCAGAAAGACACUUUCUUUAAGGACGUGGACUACGUCUGCAUUUCCGACAACUACUGGCUGGGGAAGAAGAAGCCGUGCAUCACCUACGGCCUCAGGGGCAUCUGCUACUUUUUCAUUGAGGUGGAAUGCAGUGACAAAGACCUGCACUCUGGGGUGUACGGGGGCUCGGUGCAUGAGGCCAUGACAGAUCUCAUCACGUUGAUGGGCUGCUUGGUGGACCGGAAGGGGAAGAUCCUCAUCCCUGGCAUCAACGAGGCUGUGGCCUCUGUGACGGAGGAGGAGCUGGGGCUCUACAAGCAGAUCGACUUCGACCUGGAGGAGUACGCCAAGGACGUGGGGGUGCAGACCCUGCUGCAUGGCUGCAAGGAGGACAUCCUGAUGCACAGAUGGCGGUACCCGUCCCUCUCCCUGCACGGGAUCGAAGGCGCCUUCUCCGGCUCAGGGGCCAAGACCGUGAUUCCCAGGAAGGUGGUCGGCAAGUUCUCCAUCAGGCUGGUGCCCAACAUGAUUCCUGAGGUGGUCAGCGAGCAGGUUACAAAGUACUUGACUAAGAAGUUUGCUGAGCUGCAGAGCCCCAACAAGUUCAAGGUGUACAUGGGCCAUGGCGGGAAGCCCUGGGUGUCCGACUUCAACCACCCCCACUACAUGGCCGGGAGAAGAGCUCUGAAGACAGUGUUUGGUGUUGAGCCGGACUUAACCCGGGAAGGCGGCAGCAUCCCUGUGACCCUGACUUUCCAGGAGGCCACAGGCAGGAGCGUCAUGCUGUUGCCUGUGGGGUCCGCGGACGAUGGUGCCCACUCCCAGAAUGAGAAGCUCAACAGGCACAACUACAUAGAAGGAACCAAGGUGCUGGCUGCAUACCUGUACGAGGUGUCUCAGCUGCAGGACUGAGCGCCCGCGCCCGGGUGCCCCGAAGCCGCCCGCCUCGCCCACAGCCUCUUCUGAUCACUCCGGAAAGCAGUCUGUCUCCUUCCUGUCACAGCCCACACAGGCGUCCAGGAAUGGACGCGGGAGCACCAGCCUGGCCCAGGGGUGUCGUGACCUCCCCCGGGCAGUUGCACACAGUGACCUUGAGCGUCCUCUGGCCUCUCCGGAGCCAGCGUGCUGUCGGUCUCGGCACAGGCUCUGCAGAGAGGCUGGCUGACAUCUCUUCGGGCUGAACGGGGGCCGUGCUGGUCCUGGCCCCGCCUGUGCCUCCGGUUCAGGGUCCGGCACACCUGGAGUUCCUGUCGGGUGUCUGACACCUGAGGGCCCCCCUUCCUGAUCCCUGUGUGGUGGUGUCCUUUUCUGAGCACUGUAACCCUGACGCCAUCUCCUGCCUUCUCUCACUAACCCUCCACUCCUGAGCCUAACUGGAAGGACACUGGUCUGUCUGCUGAUAAAUAAAAAGUACAAAUG